Molecule: messenger RNA, 9577 nt
Organism: Trachemys scripta elegans
Lineage: Eukaryota; Metazoa; Chordata; Testudines; Emydidae
Gene: DCUN1D2
Product: defective in cullin neddylation 1 domain containing 2
Exons: 7
Coding region: 671-1405 (244 amino acids)
Biological process (GO): positive regulation of ubiquitin-protein transferase activity; protein neddylation
Cellular component (GO): ubiquitin ligase complex
Molecular function (GO): ubiquitin conjugating enzyme binding; cullin family protein binding; ubiquitin-like protein binding
Source: RefSeq, a predicted model, not a curated record
UACUUGCCCUUUUUUGGGCUUUGGGCUUCCAAGGCAGGAGGCUGGAGCCGAGUCCCUCCUUUCCCCCCUUGUCCCGGUGUCCGUCUUUUGGGAGGGUGGGGCCCGACCAGGCCGCCGCCCCCAGCGGAAUUGGGCUGCACAGGUUUCGGGGGUUGGGAGUUUGCAGGGCCUUGGGAAGCAGCGAGGAGCUCCCUGCUGGGGUCGGGGGGAAGGGAGGAUUUAAGUCGGCUUAUGGGGUGUCUUGCAUUUGUGCUGCACGUGUCUGUGCUGAGCUUGGGGAAGGUGGUUUAGGGAGCUCCAGGGAAACUGCCCCCCCCCCAUAUCACUUGGAGUGGUUGCGCCACUCUCGUUCCUCACGGACUUGCUUAGUGUUGUUGUUUUUUAAGGAAAGAAAGUUAGACGAGAAUGAAAAAUCAUCCAUAAUAUGGAAAUUGGAAACCUUCUUUCAGCUCUAAGUGUGAAAUCACAACCGUGACUCCAUAAAUUGUUGUCAAAGAAGGGUAUUGUCAUUUUCCUCAGGGGAGGCUCCACUAGUUAAGCUGGCAAGUUUUCUUCUAGCCCACCACAGUCCCCAAAGAAAGUCAGCCUAGCGAGUACAAAUCCGUUGCACUGGGAAACUCCUAUCAGGCAUAAGCUUAAAUCGUCUCAGAAGGACAAGGUCCGCCAGUUUAUGGCAUUUACCCAGGCUGGUGAAAGGACUGCUAUAUAUUGCUUAAUGCAGAAUGAGUGGAAACUAGAAGUGGCAACAGACAACUACUUCCAGAACCCAGACUUGUACUACAAAGAAUCCAUGAAAAAUUCAAUAGACAGAAAGAAAUUAGAACAAUUGUAUAACCGGUACAAAGACCCACAGGAUGAAAAUAAAAUUGGUAUUGAUGGAAUUCAGCAGUUUUGUGAUGAUUUAAGCCUGGACCCUGCCAGUAUCAGCGUCUUGGUCAUAGCAUGGAAGUUCAGGGCAGCCACUCAAUGUGAAUUCAGUAAAAAGGAAUUUGUAGAUGGCAUGACAGAGUUGGGGUGUGACACCACAGACAAGCUAAAAGCUCUAUUGCCAAGAUUGGAACAAGAGCUAAAGGAUCCGAUAAAGUUCAAAGAUUUUUAUCAAUUUACCUUUACCUUUGCUAAAAACCCUGGACAAAAAGGUUUAGAUUUAGAAAUGGCAAUUGCAUAUUGGAAUUUAGUCUUAUCGGGAAGGUUUAAAUUUUUAGAUCUUUGGAAUAAAUUUUUGUUGGAACACCAUAAAAGAUCAAUCCCAAAAGAUACUUGGAAUCUUCUGUUAGACUUUGGAAAUAUGAUUGCAGAUGAUAUGUCAAACUAUGAUGAAGAAGGAGCAUGGCCUGUUCUCAUAGAUGAUUUUGUGGAAUAUGCACGACCAGUAGUCACAGGAGUAAAGCGUAAAACCUCCUAACCACAGACACUUCCAAAUGGACUAAGUUUGCAGUCUGAACUCUAUCAGGUAAUGAAGACCUUUUCGUCAAUAACUGUGCACACCGUCACUGGUUUCAGUGGUCGUGGCAAGAUGCCACUGACAAAACUUGAAAUUGCUCCUUUCCGCCUAAAGAAAAUGAUGGCUGACUAAUGGACACAGCAAGAAGAAACUCAAGAUAGCCCAGAUUGUUCAUAGGAUAUUGGCUUCAAUUAUUGUGCUGGUUGUAUCAUAUAGGAUGUAGAUUUUGCAUGAUUUUAUACUUCGGGGAAGUUUAACUAGAGGCCAUUUUAAAGUUUUGACAGCACGGCAUGCCAUUCAGUUCAUGAUCCAAGAUGAACACCAGCAGUUACAUAAUUAAAACUGUAUUAUAUUGUACUUAUAUUAAAAGCAGUAUUUGUGGUAUAUAAAUUAAAUCCCUAAAUAAAACUUAUGUAGUAUGUUGUAUUUUUAUACAAGUCAGCUCUGUGUAAGUAUCUGCCCUAAUAUAAACUUGUAACAAAAAACUUACUGACACUUUUUUUCUUGGUGCCAGGAGUCUAGAUUUAUAUUUUUAAGCUCUCAAAAAUGUACAGACCAUGUCUGUUUUUUUCCCCUUGUAAGAUUAACUUCUUCAUCACAGUGUUCAUCUGAUGUGUGUGUGGUUAUGUUAGCUAUCAGUAGCAUUGCUGCACAAGGACUGCUCUACAUUGUUUUGACUCCAAGACUGGUUUGAAUAGGAUUAUUUACAGUGUUGAUUAGUCAUUUUUACUUUUUUUAAAUAGACCCUUAAACAACCAAAGACACAUUUUUAUAAUUAAUUGAUAGGUAAACAUAAUUCAAUUUUUCUUCAACUUUACAUUUUCCAUUUACUUCUUUGUAAAUAAUGAAUUUGUGAGAUUUGAGGAUUUUAGUAGCCUUCAAUUUACCGUAAAAUAGCUAGGUUCCAUUUAAAUGAAGUAUUCUGUGCAUGCAGUUCCUGAUAUGAUCUCAACCCCAAAAAGGAAGGGGGAAAAUAAAGAAACAUUGUCUAUACUGUGGUUAUAUCUCUUAACUCCCCUUCUUGAAAACCUUUGGCAGGGGGUUGAUUUUUUUCUCUGCGUUAUGAAGCCUCUUGCUUCUUGUUGUUCUAAAUAUUUUAUAAAACAGGUAAUAGUUCUUCUUUGAAUAGGGUCCCUAUGGGUGCUCCACUUCAGGUGCAAAUGCACCUUAAAUCCUUGAUUGGAGAUUUUCCCUUAGCUGUGUUCAUUUGGCACACACAAGUAUCCUAUCCAUCUUUAACCUCACACCAAGGCUAUAUAGAGUUGUGCAGGCGAACGACCCUCAGCUGGUUUUCAGUUCCACCUGGGCCUGAGAUAGACCACUACUGUGUCUGCCUGAAGCAUGCCUCAGCUAACUUCUUGUUUAUAGUUUAGUGUUAGCAUUAAAUAGUUGUUAGUAGAUAAGUAGCAUGAGGAUUAACUUUGUGCCUCUCCCUCCCUCUGGGAAGCCUUUCUCUCCUGGCGUACCUAGCUCUACAGGAUUCAAACAUCUCCCAGUCAGCUGCAGCCACUCUUAAGUCCACCGCUUGGGAGAGUCGCAUGUCUCCCAGAAGUGUGACUUCUGCCUGGCCCUUAAAUCCAGGGCAAGGAAGAACCAGUUGAGGCUGGUGCUGAUGGAGCACUCCCUUUGACCUGCUUUAGAGAGUCAUGUCAGGAUAUCCCUGCUUUGGAAAUCUAUCUCCGGACAGAUCCAGUGCCCCUUGGACCUCGGCAGAGAUCUCCCCUAGAAAGGCCAAGCACUGGCUCCCAUCAUAAGGAGACUGCUCUCAAAAGAUCUUGGUCCCCCAGUAAGUCCAUGGUAUCAGAAGCCUCAGCCUCUCGGCUCCAUACCUCAGAGGUGAAAGACUCCUUCAGUACCAGUGAGUCCAAAGAGUCCCAGAGUUCUAAGGAGAAACACAGCUCUGACAGAGCCCUGGUACUGACUACAUGGGACAAGGAGGACAAGGAUAAGCGCUUCUCCAGCCCAUUACCAUUGAGCAUGGCUUUCUCGUUGGCACCUCCCCAGUUGGGACCCUCAGUAUCACACAACCGAAGUUUGUAACACCACCAGUCCCUACUUUGGUCUGCUUUGAUUGCCAAGCACACUGCCAUGGCGGUACCGAUCACUUGAUACCACAGGAAUUUAGAUACUCAAAGGACUUAUCAAUGGCUGAAGGACCAGAAUCUCCACUGCUCAUGGGUACUAAAUGCUUCUUGGUAUCAAGAUCCCAGUCUCUGGACUACCAUCGCUCUCUGGUACUGCUGGAUUCUCCACCCUUUUCCACUUGUGCGCCCCCACUGGAGGAUACUCAAGGAGGAGGAAGACUUUCUUCAGUCUCAUCCAGGGUUCUAUUGCACAUCCGUAUAGAAAUCAGUUCUUUGACUCCCAUAGGGAAGAUCCUCAUGCUUGACACCAAGGAUUGUGGGACCAAUCCUGGAUGGCACUUUCUCUCCCAUUUGGUUCCCCCCUAUGGCCAUACUGGGAUCCCUGGGAUGAGUACUGAUAGCAACUUGCCAGAUAACCAUCUCUGACACAUUGGAAUGUUAGAGAUGUUCAAUCCUCUACUCCCCAACCAGGUCCCCAACACAAAGAAACGGUUGAAGAACAGGAGGCUAGGGCAGAUGAAGAAGCCAACCCUCACGCCUAUCUCUUUAUCAUCUUCAGAUGUGAUAGUCAUACCUCCACCACCAUCCAUGGUUGAUAAUUUCCUGCCAUUUCAGGACCUUAUAAAAUGAGUAGCCAGUACUCUUCAAAUACCACUCAAAGAGGUCAAGGAUUUUCAACAUAAAUUGCUUGACAUUUUGCAAUCUGCAACACUCACUAGAGUUGCACUACCCAUUAAUGAGGUAUUCCUGGACCCAGCAAAGACAAUUUGGCAAAUAUCUGCUAACAUUCCACCAAAUUGCAAACGAGUGGUUAUCAGGAUUUUGAAUUUUUAUUCUCCCAUCCUCCACCUAAUUCUCUGGUGGUGGAUGUGGUGAAUGAGUUGGGUAAGCAACACUACUUAGUCUACCCCAUAUGACAAGGGCAAAAGCUUUUAGACCUCUUUGGAUGGAAGUCCUAUUCUUCCUCAACUCUGCAGUUUCAGAUCGCAAACUAUCAGGUGGUCAUGGACAAAUAAUUUCACAAACCGUAAUAAAUUUACAGUCUUUUUAUUGAUUUUCUACAGGAAGAGAGGGAACAAUUUCAUGCCAUCAUUGCAGAGGGUCAAUUAUUAGCUAGAACUUCUCCUCAAGCAUUCUUGGAUGCCACAUACACCAAUGCCAGCUCCAUCUCUGUGGUGGUAGUUAUGCGCAGGGCAUCAUGACUCCAACUCUCAGAGUUUCUGAGAGAGGUUCAGAACACUGUUGAAUACCUCCCCUUUGAUGGUUGAAAGCUGUUUGCAGAAACCACAGACGAGUCUCUUCACACAUUGAAAGACUCUAUGGCUGUUUUAAGAUCUCUGGAUGAAUAUAUAUAGAUAUAUAUCUAUUCUGAUGAAAGAAGAUUUAGUAGGUCACAAACAGCCCAGAGAUCUUUCCCAUCUUAGUUGGAUUUCACAGAUCCACAAAACCCCCCCAGGAAGAGACAUAAGUUCCAGAGAAAAAAGGCGGCUACUCCUUCUUCCAAAAGUUCCAAGUCAUCAUUGAAACAACAAUUUUGACAAGUCGGCCAAGGGUUUGAAUCCUUCCACACUUCUGAUUCAGCACCUUGCAACACUUUGCCCAUCUUCCCCCUUGUUGAAGACUGCUUUUCCCUUUCUAGCAUGCUUGGAGGUGGAUCACUACAGACAAAUGGAUCAUAAAGGUCAUAACACCAGACUACACUGUCCAUUUUUUAUCCAUCCCUCCCUCUCACAAGCCCUUACUGAGGCAAGAAAUAGAUUGUCUCCUUCAAUUAGGAGCAAUAGAGCCAGUCCCAGCUCCUCAUAGGAGUAGGGGGUUCUAUUUGAGAUAUUUCCGUGUGCUAAAGAAGGAUAGAGGGUGGAGACCAAUUUUUGGAUCUAAGACUACUAAACAAAUUUGUAAAGUCUCAUAAGUUCAGGAUGGUGACUCUGGCAGUAAUAAUCCCUAUAUCAGAGGCAGGCAAUAGGUGUCUUUUUGGUCCAGGGCUGAAAAUCAACUUCCAUAUAGUGAUAUACCCAUUUAACAGAAAAUAUCUACGUUUUACUAUAGGCCAGGAACAUUUUCAAUACAGAAUAUUUCCCUCCGGCCUUUCCUUGAUCCGAAGGGUGUUCUCAAAGGUCCUCAUGGUAGUGGCUGUUUAUCUUCGUCAAGAAACUAUUUUAGUCCUCCCAUACCUCAACGACUGGCUGCUCAAGAGUCAGGCUUACAAAGUAGUACUGUCACUUGCUCGGACGUCAUUUUCUCUUUUCCAGGAAUUAGGUCUUCAGCUCAACGUAAGAAAAUCCACUCGGAUCCCUGUACAGAGAAUACAGUUCAUACAGUGUAUUUGAAUUCAAUGGCAGCCAUGGCAUACCUUCCCAUGGAAAGAUUCUUAACUUAUUACAUCUAAUCAGGACCAUUGAAGGGAGACUUUAAUCCUCAGAAAGAAACUUUCUACAGCUUCUGGGUUAUAUGGCAGCUUGUGCUUUCAUGACCAAUCAUGCAAGAGUACGACACUGCUGCUUCCGGGGCUGGCUCAGAACAAUCUAUUCACCAUCCAGAGACAGUUUGGACAAGCAGGUCACGGUCCCUCUUCAUGUAAAGAACUCCCUAAACUUCUGAAAAUAUCAACUCAACGUCGAUAUAGGCACUCCUGUUGUUCACCCAACUCCAACAAUAAUUGUGACAACAGAUCAAAAUUUCAGCCGUUUACCUCCCUGGAGUUCAGAACACCACAGCCGAUGACCUCAGCAAGGGCGGCAACAAAUUCCUCAGAACCACUCUGCAUCUGAUCUUGUUGCAAAAACAAUAAGUUCGGAUGGCGUAAGCCCCAAAGGGACAGACGGCCCCAUGGGCAGUCCUCCUCCUAUACCCCAGUAGAGAUUUCAAAAGGUCUCUUACCUCUUCACUAGAGCCUUGGGGUUCAAAGGGGAACGGUCCGUAGUAGUUGUCGCUGUCUCAGCCGGGCAUUGCCAUCCGAGUCACGGCACCAAAAUUGUGGAAGAAAACAAUGUCCUCACUCUGAGUUUGAAGCAACAAGUCAGAGGCAGUUUUAUUACGAGCAAUUGCAAUUGCACGGAGAGUACACACAGGCAGGGAUUCCCCUCCCUAGGCAGGCCUCCAUUAGAUAAACAACUAGGGCAAGCAUUUAUACCUUUUGUUACAGACCAUAAUGAUCAACAACCGCAUCUUGUUUAUACAUAUUCCUUCUGAUAUCUUACUUUUCUCAGCAAUUCCUGCUAUAGUCUGUAUUCCAUUCUUAUUUAACACAAGGUUGAAAAACAGUAUCUCUUACAGUUUUUUGUUCCACUCGCUUUCCACUUACCCAGGCUCUGCCUGAAAUCUCACGUUAUUAGAGCUAGUGUUAGCCUGACUCUUACUUUAUUCCUAGAAGUCAAGAUAUCUGCAUUCAAAUUCCCUUUUUUCUUUUCUCUACUUCCACAACCGUAUAUUCUAGAAUUGGGAACUACCAGGUGUGGACCUCUUGGCUGCCACCAGGAACAAGAAAUAUUUUAGUCUGUUUUUCUCAAGAGGGGGUCUAAGCUACCAGUCUCUGUAAGACACCUUUCUCCUAUUUUGCACGAAGGGUCUAUUCUAUGCAUUUCCUUCAACACUGCAAAUACAGAGACUAAUGAACAGGAUCAGACAUGACCAGGUCCACGUUAUCCUUAUAGUACCAACGAGGCCGAGACAAACUUGGUAACCUUACCUGCGUCAGCUGUGCAUCCACACAGCAACCAAACUUCUUAUCAUUCCUCAUCUCCUCUCCCCAGACAAGGGUCAUUUACUUCAUCCCAACCUAAGGAUCCUCCAAACAUGGUUCCGUAAUCGUUCAUAUGAUUAGAAUCUACGUGUUUUGUGGAACUACAAUAAAUGUUACUGAAUAGUAGAAGAAAGGAGUCAACCCAAAUUAUUAACCUGCAGAAGUGGAAUAGUCAACCAUUGGUGUCGGUGCCACUGACUCGUGUCUGAAUCCUUGUUGCUUUCAGCUAUUCUGGACUACCUGUUGGACUUAAAGAAAUCAAACUUAUCAGUUAGCUCCAUUUAAGGUUCAUUUGGCUGCAAUAUCAGCUUUUCAUCCUCCAGUAGAAGGAUUUUCUGUAUUUGCUUACCCUGUGUCUUUAGAUUUAUUAAGGUUUUGGGGAAAUUCUUUCCCAAGUUAGGGACCCCACUCCAACUGGGAACUUCAACUUUGUACUUAAAUGUCUUUCAAGCCCUCCAUUCGAACCAAGGACAACCUGCUCUUUGCUUCACUUAUCCAUGGAGGACUGCCUGUUUAGUAGCUAUCAUGUUGGCCCGAAUGGUCAGAGAAAUUGGGGCCUUGAUGGCAGACCCUCCCUCACGCUUUAUGGAGUUAUUCAAGGACAAUGUCUCUUUACACCACACCCUAAAUUCUUACCUAAGGUACUAUCAGAUUUUCAUCUUAACCAGUCCAGUUAUCUUCUGGCUUUUUCUAAAACCAUAUAAGUCACAACAGAAGACUUCUUUUCAUACCUUAGUGAUUAGGAGGCCAAUGCCCUUCUAUCUAGAUAGGACCAAUCAAUUUCAGAAGUCACCUAGACAGUUUGUUUCCAUUGCAGACAAAUCCAAGGGGUCCAUGACUUCUGCCAAGAGAUUGUCGAGGUGGAUCUCUGGGUGUAUUAUCGCUUGUUAUGGUGCAGCUGGUGCUCAAACCCUCCCUCCCCAAAGGUGACAGCACAUUCUACCAGAUCCCAACGUCCAGGGCAUUACUCAAAAACAUUCCAGUGUCUUCAGUACAUACAUUUAAUACAUACAACGCUAAGCCUUGUUCCAUGCCUCCAGUUCAGAUGCAGCACUUGGUAAUGCAGUCCUGUCUUCAGUUCUGGACUCAAUUAUGAAGCUCCCUGCUCCAGGUGACUCCCAAGUAGUAUCUCCACAGGAAGUGCAGUACCCAUAGGGACACUACUCGAAGAAGAAGUUACUCAUCCUGUGCAGUAACUGUGGUUCUUUGAGAUGUGUGUUGCUGUGUGUGCUCCACUACCUGCCCUCCUUCCCCUCUGCUUUGGACUGUUCUCUGUGGAACAUUUGGAUGGAGAAGGAACUGAGGGAGGUUCAUUCACACAGCCUUACAUCGCCUCAGUGCGAGGUGCAAGGAUACACAAGACACAUUCAUAGGCCAAACAGAGACCCUGCUAAUGGAAAAUGUCUGAUCCAGGGCUCGAGAGGAGCAUGAGCACCUGAAAUGGAGCACCCAUCGGGAUGCAUGUCUCAAAGAACCAUAGUUACUCCACAGGGUGACUAACCUCUUCUUAUGGUGUAAGUGCAUGCAAUACCAUUGACUUCAGUGGAGUUGUAUCUGUUUAUACCAAGUCUCAGUUUCGUCAAUCAUCUCUGUUUUCCCAUGAUCUGUACCUUUCCGCAGGUGACUGCUGUGGGUUAGCACAAGGGAUUAAUCUUAUCUUUCUCUAGUGUCUUCCCUAUCCAUAAGCACAAAAAGUGCAUAUGAGAGAGAGGUUUCAUUGGAAAGAUUCAACAUAUUAUGUUAACAUACAGGGCUCUUGUAAACACUACCUCAUCCUGCUGAGUAUGUCGUCAUCAAUGUAAAAGUUUUUGUUAAAGCAAAGAGCUGUUAAUUACUUACAACUAUGAUUGAUCUUUCCUUUAGUCAGAGCUGCAUUGGCACAAGACCUUUAAAGGCAUUAGCUAAUCUUCUGAGCUAAGUAAUUUAUUGAUUGAUUAAUAUUUAAAUCAUAUUAUAUAUCAAUAAUGUAAACAUUUCAUAGCCUGUUGUACCAUUUUGCUUCAUCAGUCAUGAAGAUCAGCAAGACUCAUCAUAUUUAAAAAAAAAAAACUCAACAUUUUGACUUUUUAAUAAGUACUUGACUUCUAAUAUGUGAAGACAACCUCCAAUAAUAAAGCAUCUCUCCAUAAAUAUCAUGUUGACAAGGGAAAUAUUACCUCCAUUCUUUCUUCCACUUGUAUGAAUUUAAAUUGUGUAUGCUGUUAAAAAGUGGGGAUGGGAAUCCGUAUUUGUCUGAAUCCUGAAAUUUUCUGUAACGAGUUCCAUAGCAGACAUGUUCUAAAUAAACCAUUGGCAAUUUUUUUUUUA